GCAGCCUGGGUAGUUCUGCCUGUAUCUUCGCCUUCUUUAUGAAACCAACCAGGCCACAAUGAUAGUACCUUUGUUAUUUUUGCUAUAUAUACUAAUCCUACUGUCUUCUACUGAAGCUGACGACGUGGUCGUCACAACAAAUCUCGGCAAACUGCGCGGGAAAUUGCAGACGUACGACAAUGGCAACGUAUCGGUGUAUUUGGGAAUACAUUACGCUAAAGCACCUGUGGCAGAAUUGCGCUUUAGAAAACCAGUCGCCAUCGGUGCAUGGUCGGGUAUUCUGAACGCGACGCAGUACGGACCAGCCUGUUCCCAGUCCUCACGGACAUCCAUGAGCGAGGACUGUCUUGUGUUAAACAUAUACGUCCCCGAGACCCGCCAUACCAAGGCGGUGAUGGUGUGGAUACACGGCGGAGGUUACGUCGCUGGACAAGGGACGACUAACGGGGCACCAUUAGCUCUCGUCGGCGACGUCAUUGUCGUUGGCAUCAACUACAGACUAGACGUCUUCGGCUUCAUCUCUACAGGUGACUCGUCAUCUCGAGGAAACUAUGGCCUCUGGGAUCAGCUAAUGGCGCUAAGAUUUAUAAAAGAUAAUAUUGCAUCGUUUGGCGGAGAUCCACAGAAGAUUACGAUAUUUGGUGAAUCCGCUGGUGGAUAUAGUGUUGGGCUUCUUAUUCUAAGUCCACAAAGCAAGGGUUUGUUCCAUCGUGCCAUAUGUCAAAGUGGAGUUGGUAUUAGCCCCAGGACUCUUGCGUUUGAUGCCGUGAGGUUUACUCAAGAUUUAAGCGACAGACUCAACUGCACAGUUCUCGAUUCACAAGGACGACUAGACACAAUUUCCUUCAUGAAAUGUCUCCGAAAUCAACCUGCACGGAAGAUACUAGACGCAUCUGUAAACGUUCGAAAAGCGAAGAACCUGGCAUGGAGACUGAAAAUGGCUCCUGUGGUUGACGGAAAACUAAUUCCUGCAGAUCCACGCCAUUUAAUAACUCCUAGCAACCAGUUCUACAACCCAAUGGUUGAUAUCGAUCUAAUGGCAGGUGUUCUUAAUGGUGACGGUGUACUCAUACUAUGGCCAUUGACGAAAUUCCAAAAGCAGUUGGGGUUUAACGUAAAAGAUGGCAUUCCAGCACGAGUAUUCUGUGAGAACAUCUCCACAAGUAUAGCGGUAGACUACUUCCCCACAGAAAAAGGACACGUAGCCCAGAGGCUGUGCCAGCAAUAUUCCAGCAAACGGUACUCGGACAGCGAACAGGCUAGACAAGUCGUUAACAUGUAUGGCGACAUGAUGUUCGCCGCCCCAACACUGCGAACACUUCAGGCCCACGCAAGACACAGCAACAAGAAGACAACUUACCACUACGUGUUCUCCCAUCAGAGAGUUAACGCACGGCCACCUUGGUUUCGAGGUGCCAAACACGCCGAGGAACUAGAGUUUGUAUUCGGUUAUACAAGUGCCCGCAAUACCACGCUAGCCAAACAGAUGAUGAGAUAUUGGACCAAUUUUGCUAAAUUUGGCAAUCCUAAUGGAGAAAUGGGCUCGACAAAAGUCGCGUGGCAACCUUUUGACGAGACACAACGAGCUUACUUGAACCUGGACGACAUCAUAACACCGGGCUAUAAUCUGUGGUCUCAACGGAUGGUAUUCUGGCUGACGUUAAGCAGACGCAAAAACAGCGAUCCUCAACUCUCGACCCCUACAUCUCGUGCAGUGUCGUCUACGUGCAUGCACAAACCCCUUCCCCUAUGGGUAGCUGGCUUCUAUUUUGCCAAGAUGGGUUUAUUUAUUUAAAAGCACCACAUCACCAGCCUGCAGUGACACUUUAUUUUAUUAUUAUGUUAGCCAUACUGGAAUUAUAGACAGAAACACAAGGUAUAGGUACUUGUACAACGCCUGUCCAGAACGGAAUAUUUUUUAUUAAUGUAAAACUUUUCCCAUGACAAGUUCAGUUCAGCAGUCGACCUAAUCGUACGAGACCCCCCCCUCCAGUGCUGGAGCAAAAACUCAAAUUUGGACAAAAAUUAUUGAGAUAUUCGAGCAAAAUGUACUAACCUGAUACCUUUUCAUCAUUGUACCCUCAAAAUUAGUUGUAAUCCAUGUAAAAUGCGUAGUGAUUUGUUUGCAACCAUAUAUAGCUGUUUGGUUAUAAUGCUAAUAUGAAUAAAUGUUGGUAUCCUGA
Molecule: messenger RNA, 2183 nt
Organism: Gigantopelta aegis
Lineage: Eukaryota; Metazoa; Mollusca; Gastropoda; Neomphalida; Peltospiridae
Product: neuroligin-4, Y-linked-like
Exons: 3
Coding region: 59-1795 (578 amino acids)
Biological process (GO): modulation of chemical synaptic transmission; synaptic vesicle endocytosis; postsynaptic membrane assembly
Cellular component (GO): cell surface; synapse
Molecular function (GO): signaling receptor activity; neurexin family protein binding
Source: RefSeq, a predicted model, not a curated record